AUGGCUGAACAGGAGCCCGUUUCGCUGUCAUCGACAUUUCCCAACCCGCCAUCGUUCUGGAAAGACUUUACGCCCGAACGAAUAGCCAGGCUAGAAAAGAUCCGCGAGCAAUAUGCUGAAAGCAAUGGCUUCAACCCUUCAGAUCCCGCGUCGCUACCGCACCGGCUGCCCGAUCUGCCAGAAGAUCUGACGACACUCCAACCCCCACCAGAGCCUGCGGAUCGCAAAUGGAGGGUUUUCGGUGACCAGUACAUGCUCGACGACGAACUACCCACUCUCGAGGACCAGGGCAUCUUGAACCUGCCAGCUAGAGCAUCCGCCAACACAAAGGACGCGAAGCCGCAGGACCGCGCGUUUGAGCUUAAGAAGCUGACCAAGUCUCUCCUCCUCAACUUCCUAGAGCUCGCGGGCAUCAUGUCGCGGAACCCCUCCCACGCUGAACACAAGGUCCAGGACCUGCGCACGAUCUUUAUCAACAUCCACCACAUCCUCAACGAGUACCGCCCGCAUCAGGCGCGUGAAUCGGCCAUUAAGAUGAUGGAAGACCAUCUUGACCGAACUAGAGCAGAAACUGCAGCCAUUCAGACCCAAGUGGACAAGGCAAAGCGUGUGCUUGAAGGUCUCGGCAGCUUAGGCGCUGCUGCAGAGCCUAAGAAGGACAAAGCAGCGGCAAACGUAGAAGCUACGGAUACAGAGAAGAAGGCGUCAGAGGAUAAAGAGGCAAAGGAUUCAUGGACAGCGCUUGAUGCGCUCAUCAAAUCAUGA
Molecule: messenger RNA, 765 nt
Organism: [Torrubiella] hemipterigena
Lineage: Eukaryota; Fungi; Ascomycota; Sordariomycetes; Hypocreales; Clavicipitaceae
Source: the annotation of a GenBank genome assembly